Messenger RNA from Spirodela intermedia, 2773 nucleotides. The record is from the annotation of a GenBank genome assembly. NCBI's taxonomy places the organism in Eukaryota, Viridiplantae, Streptophyta, Magnoliopsida, Alismatales, Araceae.
AUGGCUAAAGUUUUCGUGGGGCACUCCAUAUACAAGGGGAAGGCGGCGCUUACAGUGGAGCCGAGGGCGCCGGAAUUCACACCAUUAGACGUAACUCAAGCCUUCCCAGAAUUUCAGCUAACUUCUAUGAAACUCUUAGGCCCCUUUCAGCUCUGGUAACUCGCGGACGCUACUUGAGUGCAGUCCGGAGCUUACAAAUUGUCGAGGGAGGGUUGCAUCUUUCUCCAGUUCGCCCCAGCGGUGGGAACCCGGCAAUAUGACUGGAACAGGAAGCAGGUUACUGGCAAUAUUUCUCGUGCACUGGAAUUAUUGACUGUUGUUUUCUGUCAGUUUAUGGUUGAGAUGAAAGCUAAAUGCCAUGGCACGCUCGUCAGCCAUGCUAUGAAAACAUGGAAUCGCAUCCCUAGUGAGUAGAAGGCGAGACGCCGUUGACAACCAUUGAUGCAUGCAUGAGGUUAUCCAUGAGCCCUGCUGUAGUGUGAAUUGAUUAUCAUAUCAGUCGACCAUUUUUCCAUGGCUCAAGAAUGUUCUUGCUGGCUUCAAAAUAUUCUGAAACAGAGUGAGGGAAAUCGAUGAAGAAAUUACGAUGCUGUUUAGCCUAUCCAGAUGUAUACACUCGAUGUGGGAUUUUUCUGGAGAGUCGAGAGUUUCCUCUUUUAGAAGGUUAAGUAAGGGCAAGUAGACGAGUUAUGUUUUGACAACUGCAAAUACAUGGUCUGAUAACUUCCUUAGAUGCUCUUGUUAAUACUUUUUUCUUUGUGAAAAAAUAUUUCCCAUCAUGGAAAAUUCUCUCCAGUAAGUAUCUCAUGAUAUAAAGUAAGAAGAUAUAAUGUCCCAUAGAGUUCUUAGUGUUUUAUUACGGUAACUUAGAUGGUAAUAUACUUAUCUUUGGAGGGAGAAGAAGCCCCUCAUCCCACUGAAAACCAGGAGAUACUGACUGAGGAGUUCCUCGAAACAAAGUCCUUUAGGGGGAGAGGGUAAUACUUUAACUUCUCAAAGAUUAUCCAAAUACAGGGAACAGAUCAUCUCCGGAGAGAAAAGACUUGGAAUCCUUAGGGGGCGAGAGUCUCAUUAACCUUAUGGGCUUUGAGGGAUGGUGUUAAUAGUGCCACACUUUUCUUCGGUGGACCUUAACCGUGCCUAUGGGGGUUGUAGGGCAUUAUUCUUGCUUAAACUUCAGCUUUCCCUGAUAUCAGUUUUGAUUUUGUGAUCACAUAAAAUGGAUAUGAUGGGAAUUUUUCAAUAUUUUGUUCUUAUUUCCAGGUGUUCUCGCUGUCUGUUUCUGAGAUUGGAACGUUGAUGAACCUCGGGGCAAAGGAUUCGUGUGAAUUUUUCCACGAUCCAUUUAAAGGAAAGAGGUACCUGAGCCAUAAUUCUCUCGUUGAUUUUUCAUAAAAAAAAAUAAAAUCUUUUCCUUAGGGGAGAAAAAUGUUAGCAAUAACUAGAUCAUGGAUUCGGAAAUGUUUCCUGCAUUCAUUUUAUUUCGUUCCUGUGUGGGCAUAAAUAUACUUCAUUUUAUUAACUAGAUCAUGGAUGUUCAUGAAUUCCUAAAGUUCUCAUAUGAUACUUUUGUGAUUGGGAAGAACUCCCGACAUGUAUCAUUUGUACGGCAGUGAGGGGGGCAUGGAAGGUUAUGGAUGAGGGUUUCAUUCCCCCCUGGGCGGGAGGAAUUUAGUGCCCCAAAUGCGCGUUCGUCUAUGAAAGAAAGGGAAGAUGAAAUAUGCUCUAGCUUUGUUAAGUUGAAGUAUAUUAUUUUUUAAUGUAAUACAUCCAGAUGUGCUAAUGAGGACUCGAAUAGUUGUUUGUUUAUGAAUUUGAAAAAAUCAUCUGGAAUAUUUGUUUUCCUUGCAGCGAUGAGGGGAAGAUCCGCAAGAUUCUGAAGGCUGAGCCUUUUCCGGAUGGCGGUGGCCACUUCUUCAAUCUCAGUAAAAUCCAUCUUCCCUCUUAUAAUCCGUUCAAUGGAAAACUUCCUAAUUAUAUCUUUCAACAAAAAAAAACUAAGGUAAUUUGACAUCAUCAUGCAUGUGGAUCAGUUCCAAGAACAGGGGACCAGAAUCAAUGCAUCAGGCUAAAUAGAGAUGGAUUUUCCUAAUGUUCUUCGUGCUUCAUUGAAGAACUACCCAGAUAGGCCCUCAUAUCUGGAAAUACCCAUGGAUUUUGCCAUCCAUAUGAUGCUCCUCUGCAUCUUCCCUCUUAUAAUCCGUUCAAUAGAUAAUUUCCUAAUUAUAUGCUUCAACAAAAAAAAAGAAGGUAAUUUGACACCAUCAUGCAUGUGGAUCAGUUCCAAGAACAGGGGAUCAAAAUCUCUUGCGAAUGCACCAGGCUAAGUAGAGAUGGAUUGCACUCGUGUUCUUCAUGCUUCAUUAAAGAACUACCCAGAUGGGCCAUCAUAUCUGGAAAUACCCAAGAAUUUCCUCUGCCGUCUUGGUUUUCUCAUUUAUUUUUUUAAUUUAUUUUUAUUUUCAGGCGUUCAAAACCGGCUCCAGAAUGUGGAUGAGAAUAUUUACAUCCCCAUCACCAGAGCAGAGUUCACAGUUCUCAACUCGGCCUUCAAUGUACGUCUUGCUUCUACUGUUUUAGUUAGUCCCUUUGCUGAGCAGAUUUGGUGAGACUGAGACCGCCGUUGCAUUGAUUUCCUUCCCCCCUGCAAUCACAGUUUGUCAUUCCAUACUUUCUUGGGUGGCAUGCGUUUGUGGAUUCCAUGAAGUGCGAGGAUAGCAUGCGCUCCAAUGGCGUGGUCCGAUCUGGUGCUGAGUCUGAGUGGGGAAGAUGA